AUGCGCGCCGGUCUCCUCCUCGCUGUUGCUGCCCCUCUCGCCCUCGCGGCCUCCACCCCCCUUGGCGCUGAGUGGGAGGCUGCCCUCCGCCAGGCCGGCUGCUCGGCCUCGGACGGCUCCAACGGCACUGGUGCCGGUGUCGGUGGCGCUGCUGGCGCUUCCUCCUCCGCUGGCGGUGCCGGCGCCGGCGCCGGUGGUGCUGCUGCUUCCACCUCCGCUGGUGGUGCCGGCGGUGCCGGUGCCGGCGGUGCUGCUGGUGCCGCCUCGACCACCUCGGCUGGCGCUGCUGGCGCUUCGGACGGUGCUGCCGGUGCCGGCGGCGCCGCUGCCUCUGGUGCCUCGGGCGCUGCCGGUGCUGGUGGCGCCGCUGCCUCUGGUGCCUCGGGCGCUGCCGCCUCUGGUGCCUCUGGUGCCGCUGGCGCUGCCUCUGGUGCCGAGUCCGCCGGUGGCGCCGCUGCCUCUGGUGCCUCGGGCGCUGCCGCCUCUGGUGCCUCUGGUGCCGCCGCCGCUGGCUCUGCCGCCGAGUCUGGUGCCUCGGGCGCCGCUGCCUCGGCCACCUCGGCUGGCUCUGCCGCUGUCGGUGCCAUCACCUCGGCUGGUGCCGCCGCCGCCUCGGGCGCCUCGUCGCUUGUCUCCAACGUUGCCUCCGGCGUUGCCUCGCACACCUCUUCGCUCGCUGCCUCGCCCUCGGCCUCCAAGCCUUCGGCCGCCGGUGUCCGCUACGCCCCCGCCUCAGCGUUCCUCGGCCUCGCCGUCGCCGCCGGUGCCGCCUUCCUCGCCCUCUAA
Molecule: messenger RNA, 786 nt
Organism: Vanrija pseudolonga
Lineage: Eukaryota; Fungi; Basidiomycota; Tremellomycetes; Trichosporonales; Trichosporonaceae
Exons: 2
Coding region: 1-786 (261 amino acids)
Source: RefSeq, a predicted model, not a curated record